ACAAACAAACAAAAACACAACAACAAAAGCAGAAAACCAACAACAAAAAAAACCUGUGCACCAACACUAGACAACAAAAACACAUUAGGCCAUAUUUAUUAUGUGGAUGGAAAGAGAGAAUUCCUUCCUUCUUUCCCUCCUCCCUCCCUCCUUCCUUCUUUCCUUCCUUGAAAAACCUAAAUCCACUCAUCUUGCAAUAUUCUGCCUAGCUAUUAUCUCUGCUUUCAUAUUUUCUCACUGUUCAGACAUAGUGGUCUGACCUUCCUCAGUCUUAGUUGUGUCUUAGACAAGAAGAUGACCCUGACCUUUUCUUAGGUUCACUGGACCUUAUGUGUGUUAGAGCAGGUACGGACCAUUUUAUCUCUAAGGUCUAAAGUUGCUCUUAUCUUGGUAGAUUUGAUGAUGCUAAAGCAGAGAAAAAGGGAAUGGGUGGGUCUCCAAGAGGCCAAUGAACAGGCGUUAGUCAACAUCAUGAAAUGUUGCCUAUAACAAAUGACAGAAUGUAGGAUUCCUAAGUUUUGCAAUUUUAAAGCUUUUGUACCCAAUUAUUAUCCUCAAGAAAUAAAACAGCAGAGAGAUUUUGAAGCCUAUUCAGCAACUAUUUCAUGUUUCUUCCCUUCCUUAACUGUCUAGCUGAUGUGUUGGCAACAUGGACUUGGGAAAUCAAACAAGGGUUUCAGAAUUUUUACUCCUGGGAUUUUCCCAGGGCCUAGAGGAUCAACAGACGCUCUUCGCACUGUUUCUGUCUAUGUACCUGGUCACAGUGCUGGGGAACCUGCUCAUCAUCUUGGCCGUCAGCUCUGACUCCCACCUCCACACCCCCAUGUACUUCUUCCUCUCCAACCUGUCCUUGGCUGACAUCGGUUUCACCUCUACCACAGUCCCCAAGAUGCUGGUGAACAUCCAGGCGCAGAGCAAUGCCAUCAGCUAUGCAGGCUGCAUCUCUCAGAUGUAUUUUUUCAUGGUUUUUGGAGGCAUAGACACAUUUCUCCUCACCGUGAUGGCCCAUGACCGGUAUGUGGCCAUCUGUCACCCCCUGUACUACCCUGUCAUUAUGAACCCCCGCCUCUGUGGCCUGCUGGUUCUUGUGUCCUGGUUCCUCAGCUUGUCAUACUCCCUGAUCCAGAGUCUAUUGAUGCUGCGGGUGUCCUUCUGCACCACUUGGGUCAUUCGGCACUUUUACUGCGAGCUUGCUCAGGCCCUCACGCUUGCCUGCUCAGACACACACAUCAAUUACAUCCUGCUCUACGUGGUGACCGGCCUUCUGGGUUUUGUGCCCUUCUCAGGAAUCCUUUUCUCCUACACCCAAAUUGUCUCCUCCAUCCUGAGAAUCUCAUCCACAGAUGGGAAACACAAAGCCUUUUCUACCUGCGGAUCUCAUCUGUCUGUGGUUUCUUUAUUCUAUGGGACAGGCCUUGGUGUGUAUCUUAGUUCCAAUGCAUCGUCGUCUUCCUGGCGGGGCAUGGUGGCCUCGGUCAUGUACACUGUGGUCACCCCCAUGCUGAACCCCUUCAUCUAUUGCUUGCGAAACAGGGACAUCAAGAGGGCCCUAGAGAGACUGCUUGGGAAAAUGCUCUAUGCUCGAUGACGGGAAGAUUGGUCCUGGGUUUCUGAGUUGGCAGAGGUAGCAGCAGUGAGCUAAAGAAAUCUGGACCAGCCUG
Messenger RNA from Cercocebus atys (sooty mangabey), 1661 nucleotides. RefSeq names its product olfactory receptor 7C1-like. The record is from RefSeq and is a predicted model, not a curated record. Gene Ontology annotation, cellular component: membrane. Gene Ontology annotation, molecular function: G protein-coupled receptor activity; olfactory receptor activity. The transcript has a single exon. Gene Ontology annotation, biological process: G protein-coupled receptor signaling pathway. The coding region runs from base 650 to 1588 and encodes 312 amino acids. NCBI's taxonomy places the organism in Eukaryota, Metazoa, Chordata, Mammalia, Primates, Cercopithecidae.